Chrysemys picta bellii (western painted turtle) is the source of this 9862-nucleotide messenger RNA. NCBI's taxonomy places the organism in Eukaryota, Metazoa, Chordata, Testudines, Emydidae. The record is from RefSeq and is a predicted model, not a curated record.
AUCUAAUUCUUCCAAGUGUAAUUGUAGAGGAUGAACGUGGGCUAGAUGGUGUCUAGUCGGUAAACCUGGUUGGAAGUUUUCCGACGAAAAUUUUCCAUCAGAAAACGCAGGGUUGUCAAACCGAAACGUCGCGUGGACCCGUCUCGAUUGCACCCAAAAUUGGCUUCAGCAUGAACUGUUGCAUUUUUUUUCUAUAUGAAAUGGUUUUCGAGUCACAUUUUUGGAUAGUUCCAUUUUUCAGGAAAUGUUGAAAUUGACCGUUUCCCUUCCGAGUUGGAACCAAACCAAAAUGUCAGCAUUUCCCCAGGACCGGAGAGUCCGAGUCCCAACCGGCUUUGGCUGGGGGGCGUCUCUAAUGUUCCCGGUUUGCUGGAUUGCCUUGCCCUGAGCUGUGCUUCUUGCCUGUAGCAGCAAAGCCAAUCGGUCUGUUCUGGUGUCAUUGGUCGUGAGUUUUCGUAUUGGCAGAAGGGAGUGAGUGAUGGCUCUGAAUGAUGAUGACAAUAAUGACUGACACGUACAUAGUUCAGUCAAAGUUCCCCAUGCUCUUUCUGGCUGUGAUCCUUAUUUAACUCCUAUGUUGCAGCAGUGCCUAGGGGGGAAACCAGGUUGAGGCCCCCUUCUGCUGGAUGCUGCCCAAACGUAUCCGAUUCUCUCUCCCCUUUCUGCCAAAUUCCCCCUCCCUUCUGCACACAUUCUGUGUGCUUUAUUGAUCAGCUGAUUCUAUUGGUGUGAGUUCUCUCUUCUCCUCCCACUGAAAUGCAACCACUUCUGGGGUGGACUGCGGCUGCCAUUUAACACAAGCACUGAUAAAUGAGCUGUUCGGAACGGUCCUUAGCCCCAGAGGCCCGUGCGUUUCAUGGCACGUCUGGACCCGAAUCUACAGCAACAUUUACGUUAGUGCAUCUGGGUAACAUCCCCUUGGUUCCCCUCCCUCCCACGCCCCAACACACAUACACACACUGUAGCACCUGGUGGCAAAUACUUGCUGGUGAACAAUUCAUUGAGGAUUAAUUUUGAGGAUGGAUUUUUUUGCUGCAUUCUCCUGACAGCUUGUUCUAUGGGCCAACGUAAUUAUGAUGCAGUCCGGGCAGCCUGGCUUAGAAUCUCCUUCCCACACCCUGAAGCCGCCGCUGGGCCGGAGAGAUGGGACCUCUCCGAAUGACAACGCCCCCCUGGAGGAGCCCUUCCCCUGGGUGGGGCCGAAGACAGUGCUGCUUCGGAAGAGCUCGCAGGGGGGGUUCGGCUUCACCCUCCGACAUUUCAUCGUCUACCCCCCGGAGUCGGCGGUCCACUCCAAUGUCAAGGAGGAAGAGAAUGGAAACCGAGGAGGUCCCCAGCGGAGCCGCCUGGAGCCCAUGGACACCAUCUUUGUGAAGAAUGUGAAGGAAGAUGGGCCUGCGCACCAGGCUGGCCUCCGCACAGGAGACCGGCUUGUCAAGGUGAACGGGGAGAGCAUCAUCGGGAAAACCUACUCCCAGGUCAUAGCGCUGAUCCAGAACAGUGACGAUGCCUUGGAACUCUCCAUCAUGCCCAAAGAUGAGGACGUCCUCCAGCUGGCCUAUUCUCAGGAUGCCUACUUGAAGGGCAAUGAACCCUACUCCGGGGGAGCCCAGAGCAUCCCGGAGCCACCUCCCGUCUGUUACCCUCGGAAGACCUACCCGUUCCAGUCCAGGGCUCCCAGCCGGGAGGCGAUGGUAGCCGAGCCUUUGCAGGGACAGCAGGCGGACGGCAGAUCCUACCGGCCUGCUCCUUCAGGCCCAUCUUCCCCCUUGAACAGCGCGGCACUCAGCAGCUCCAUGCCCAGCACGUGGAACGAGGCCAGAAGCGACGCCGCUCGGGAGAUCGGCAGCACCCAUUCCAGCCCGGCCCACCGCACAGAGGAGAUCCAGUAUGGAAUGACCCAGCCGAGGCCCGGGAUGCCCGUCGCAAGGCCGGUCCCAGCCCCCGGCUCCUUCUCACGCGUCUCCAACACCAGCUUCGCAGGUCCCCUUGCUUCUUCCUUGCCAGAGAGGUACGGCGUCCCGACUGCUUCCUCCAUGGCCAGCCAGGCCUGCUACGGGGUCCCCAGGCACCUCCCAGACCAUCGGACUCACUGCGGUUUCAAGGAUGGCCGGGAUGUUAGCAUGGGGCCUGGCGGCCCGGGCCGUCCCUCCUGGGAGUAUCUGGGCGGCCCCAAGGCCGUCAGCCGGCUGGAGUGCCAGCAGGCGCUCUCCAACUGGCUGUCCAGCCAGGUGCCACGCCGGAGCGCCUCGGAAGAGCGGAGGUACGCCAUGCCGCCCCGGUACCGCAGCGUCUCUCAGGACCGCCUGGGAGACACCCCGGCCUCCAGAGGCUGGCCCCACAGUGCCUCGCAAGACACCUUGCUGCAGCCCAGCCACGACAGCUGGGGCUACCGGGCCCGGUCCGACAACUCCCUGGGGAGGUACGGGCGCUCCAUGGAGGCGCUGGAGCAGAGCGCCCUGGUCUCGCCCCGCUUGGACAAGUGCACGUGGCUGCCGGAGAAGUUCUAUAGGCCGGGCCCCGGGCAAGUUGCCCGAGCUCAGCCUAGCCAGCCAAGUUCGUACGCCCCCUCCUGCUCCUCUAGAGAGCCUCCCCCCGCCCACGUGCAGAAACACCCUUCCCAGCCCAACCUGCAGAGCGUCGACGACUCGGGGUACAUUGGGUAUAGGAGCUACAGCCCCUCCUUCCAGCGCAGGACUGGCCUACUGCACGCACUCUCCUUCAGGGACCCUAUCUUUGGUGGCCUUCCAGUGUUCAAUAUAUCGCAAAGGCAAGGAACUCAACCAGCACCUUACCCGGACAGGUCCCCGUCACUGCCAGUUGCCGCCCCCCCUGGCCCGGAGCCCCCGCCGGGCAGUGGGCCCGAGAUUCCCAAGGACCAAAGAACCCCCAGCCAAGACAGCGGCGCCAGGUCUCUCCAGCCGCCUCUGCCUCGGCCCGAGGCGGAGGAGAGGAAAGAAGAGGUGGUCCUCAGGCAGAAGCCCCCCACGGGCCGCAAGGCGCCGGCCCCCGCCAGGCAGAUGAACUUCAUCUUCCCCGACCACAUGAAGGAAACGGACAUUUGUGACCCGCCGCUGAGCUGCAAAGGGGACAAGCCGGCGGCGGAGCGGCCCGCCCGGCGGGUGGCACCAUUGGCAGUGCCAGAGGAUUCCCUGGCAUCCAUUCCAUUUAUAGACGAGCCGACGAGCCCCAGCAUCGACCUGAAGGCAAAGCACAUCCCUGCCUCCUCCGUCGUCUCCAGCGCCGUGAACUCUGCCCCCGCCAUCACCGGCAGCCCUUCCUCACCCACCUUCACCUUCGCCAUCAGUCGCCAUUACUCCCAGGACUGCAGCAGCAUCAAAGCCAGCCGCCGAUCCUCCUACCUCCUGGCCAUAACAACGGAGCGCUCCAAGUCGUGUGACGAUGGUCUGAACACAUUUCGUGACGAGGGGAAGAUCCUAAGGAGGACGCCAAACCGGGUGCCGAGUCUGCGCAUGCUGAGGAGUUUCUUCACGGACGGGUCUCUGGACAGCCUCGGAAUGUCUGAAGACACGAGAUCAAAGAGGCACUCGACCUCCGACCUCUCGGACGUGACUUUCAGUGACGUGAGGAAAGAGGGCUGGCUCCACUACAAACAGAUCCUCACCAAAAAGGGGAAGAAAGUUGGCGGGGGCAUCCGGCAGUGGAAGCGCGUCUUCGCCGUUCUCCGCGCACACUCCCUUUACCUGUGCAAGGACAGGCGGGAGGCCGUGACCUACGCGCCGCCCCAAGGUGAGGAGGAGCAGCCGAUCAGCAUCCGAGCGUGCCUGGUGGACAUUUCCUACAGCGAGACCAAGAGGAAGCACGUCUUCCGGCUGACGACCGCUGACUUCUGUGAAUAUCUCUUUCAGGCAGAGGAUCGGGACGACAUGCUGGCCUGGAUCAAAGUCGUCAGGGAGAACAGCAAGGCCGAGGGCGAGGACCCUGGGUUUGCAAGCCAAGCGCUUAUCAACAAGAAGCUAAAUGACUACCGGAAAGUGAGCCCCUCGGGAACAAAACCAGACUCUUCCCCCAAGGGCUCGCGCGGGCUGGGGAUCAAGGCCGAGCUCCUGAAGCAGACGGGGACGAGCGCCCCCCGCUCCCCAAGGCAGGACAUGGCCGUGACUAAAGAUGACGGUGCCCCCCAGAAAGCCCCUUGGGGCAUCAACAUCAUGAAAAAGAACAAGAAAUCUGCUCCGCGGGCCUUCGGCGUCAGGCUGGAGGACUGCCAGCCCGCCCCAGCCAACAAGAACGUCCCGCUGAUCGUGGAGGCCUGCUGCAAGGUGGUGGAGGACAAGGGGCUGGAGUACAUGGGCAUCUACCGCGUGCCCGGGAACAACGCCGUGGUGUCCAGCCUGCAGGAGCAGCUCAACAAGGGAAGCACCGAGAUCAACCUGCAGGACGAGAGAUGGCAGGACCUGAACGUCAUCAGCAGUCUGUUGAAAUCCUUCUUCCGGAAGCUCCCGGAGCCCCUGUUCACAGACGAUAAGUACAACGACUUCAUCGAAGCCAACCGGAUAGAAGAUGCCAGCGAGAGGAUGAAGACGUUGCGGAAACUGAUCCGGGACCUGCCGGGGCAAUACUACGAGACGCUCAAGUUCCUGGUGGGGCACCUGAAGACCAUCGCGGACCACUCUGAGAAGAACAAGAUGGAGCCCCGGAACCUGGCCCUGGUCUUCGGCCCCACGCUGGUCCGCACGUCCGAGGACAACAUGACGGACAUGGUGACGCACAUGCCAGACCGCUACAAAAUCGUGGAGACCCUCAUCCAGCACUCGGACUGGUUCUUCAGUGACAAGGAGGACAAGGGGGAGAAGACCCCUGUGGACGAGAAGGAGGCGCAGUCGGUGCCGAACAUCGAGUACCUGCUCCCCAACAUCGGGAGGACGGUGGUGCCAGGGGACGCCUCAGAUUCAACCAAUAGCGGCUCUGCCAAAUCGAAGCAGGGCUCGGGGGCGCCCCGGAAGGAUCAGUACAACAAGGAGCUGCUCGCCAUCUCCUUCAUCGCCGCCGUCAACCGCAAGAGGAAGAAGCGGCGGGAGGCCAAGCGUUUGGGGAGCAGCACGGACGACGACUCGGAGCACGAAGCCACCAAAGGCAGAGCCGAGGAGGCCAGGGGUGGGGGCGCGGAGGAGGAAGAGGCCAAGGGGCCGGGGUGCGGCGUGGCCCCCGGAGAGCCAGGCCCAACGCGCGACGCUCCGAGCCGCCGAGCGAGCACAGAGGAGCAGGCGGGACCGAGGGAGCCAGCGCCGGACGCCCGGUCCAUCGUUUCGGGCUAUUCCACCCUGUCCACCAUCGACCGCAGCCUGUGCUCGGAGGUGCAGUCGGUGGCCGAGAGCCGAGGUGACGAGGCAGACGACGAGCGCAGCGAAUUCAGCCACGUGGAGACGGACACGGAGAGCAGCUUCCUGCUGGGAAGGGCGGGGCCGGGCGCCGGGCCGGGGCCCGAGGCGGAGAGCGGCGAGAAGGAGAAACUCGCCCGGGCCUCCUUCAACUCCCACCGGCUCAUCCAGUGCGACACGCUGGCCCGCAGGAAGCUGGCGCGGCCCCGUCCGGACAGCGAGUCGUCCACCAAGGGCAGCCAGGAGUCCCUGCAGCCCCCGGGGGCCGGUGGGGAGCCGUGGGGCAGCGGGGCCCCGGCCAGGCCCUCGCUGACGGAGCAGAUCCGCCUGCGUCUGCGCGGCUCGGCCGACGACAUGCUGGCCGUGCGCCUGCGCAAGCCCCACUCCCCGGAGACGCGGCGCAAGAAGAGCUCCUGGAGGCGCCAUACGGUGGUGGUGCCCGGCGGCCUGAAGGACCUCAACUUCAACGAGUGGAAGGAGCAGCAGACGCCGGGCCAGGGACCCCCCGUGGGUCCCGAGCUCUGCCCCCCGGACACCGGCGCCUCCUGCAGGGACCUGCACAGAGACAACAAGGACUCGGGCCUCAGCAGCCUGGAGUCGACCAAGGCCAGGCCCUCCUCGUCCUCGGCCCUGAGCCACCAGGGCGGCGCCGGUGAGCAGCUGCACAGCAAGGGCCCGGAGGGGAACCCUGGCGACCGGGGCCCGGCUCCCACCCGCGCAGCUUCUUUCCGCUUCCACCAUUGUCUCUAACCCCCGAGGCCUGUCUCUGCUUCCCCCCCCAUCUCUCUCGCCCCCUGUGCCUCUUGUGGCGAAGGCUGAAGUCCCCUCUCUAGGGGCCAGCAGCCACUCGCCCGGUUUUUGCCGGCCUUGCCCCUUGAACGUCCCUUGGCCUUUCUCACGGGGCUCCCUAGGCUGCCGGAGACGCCCCCGGCCGCGCUGCCUGGCUGGCGCUCGGGCGCGGCGUUCACUGAACGACCCUCCCUUGGUUUGGGGACGUAAUCGUGAGUCUGUUUGAUUUGUCUUCCUUUUUAAGACUCCCCCACCCCUGACGUUGCCAGGCCAGGCCUGGGUGGGGGAUUGUCCGCAGCUCGGAGCGUCCCGGCCUCGCCACAGAGCCGGGAUCCCAGCCCUUUGGGUCCAGCCCGCAGCUGGGAUGGGCGGGCACAGCGCACCCACAGGAAGCACUUGGCCUAAGACAGGCAACCCCUCCCCGGUCUCCUGGCCCCCCCCCAGCACAUCUCCCUGCGUGGCUGUGGGGUCCCUGAGGCUGCCAGAUCCACUCCGCUGUCCCCCAGAUGUCACGGGGGGAGCGUGCGUGGCUCUCGCUGCCCCCCCCCCUUGGUGGGGGAUCCCACGGUUCCUGCCAAGGGCUGCUCCCUGCUGACGCGGGGGGUUGGGGGCAGGGGAAUGAUGCUCCGAUUUCCAUGAGACUGUUGCCAGCCCCCCGCUGCCAGCCCCCAAACCUCCCAGCAGGAGCUGGUGCCUCUGAAAUCCUGCCCCAGCUCUGGCAUCACGUCACUGUGCCCCUCCCCCUGCCCCCUCGGCUCAGAGAAAGUGCCCCCUGGUGUGCAAGGAACUGCUGGGUGGCUUUGAACAGAGGGUCCCUGGCACCCCAGUCCCGCCCGCCCCCGAGAGGCCCCCCCUUUCCCAAGCCGGUUCUCCCACCCCGGGUCAGUCCAGGGUGAGCGAGGCGGCUGUGGAAUGGAGACAGGAGGCUGCGCAGACACAGCGCCCGCACGUGGGCUUUUCUCAAGAGCGUGAGUGUUUUCCCACUGGCUCGUAACACUGGCGUGUGCAUGUGUAUGCACAUGCACCAUUCAGGUCUGUGUGUGUGCACAUGCGUGUGCACCAGUCGCCAGUGUGUGUGCACGUGUGCACCAGUUGCACCUGUGUGAGUGCGUACAUGUGCACCAGUUGCACAUGUGUGUUCAUGUACACCAUUUGCACAUGUGUGUGUGUGCACGUGUGUGCUAUGGCUGUGCCCCAUGGAGCACGUGCCUGCGGUGCCCUUGUGUCCAGCCUGAUUCAGUGUUGGGUAAUUGGUAGAUGUAGGUGUGGUGGCAUCGUUGGCACCUGAGCAGGAGUGUGUGUGUGUUGGGGCCGUUGGCACGUGCUCAGUGACCACAUGCCCGCUGGUACCAGGUGCGGGAUCCACUUGCGUAAAUGCUGGGAAAUGUCCCUCGUGCCAAGGGGCCCUUUGUUCCCCAGCCCCUCCUCUGUGCCAGGCCGUGCCAGGUCCUGCGCUCUGCCAGGGAGGAGGUGCUGUUGUUUGCUAGCCUCAAAGCCACGGGGGGAGAAGCAAGAGAAGGAACAGGGGCUGGGGAAGCAUAGGAAGGGGGCCCAGGUCAUGGCUGGUUCAGUGCUUCCAGUGGCCAAUUCCCCUCCAGGCAUGGGAGUUUUCCUUGCACGCCCCCAGCCUCAUGCUCUGCCCCCCACACCCACCACCCCGGUGUGCCUGUCACCAUUCCCCAAGCUUCCCCCCCCCCUCGCUCCCCUCCCCCCCCCGUGUAGAUGCUGGUGGUUCUACCCACCCCAUGUGCAGCUGAGCCGUGCAAAGCCCCCUGAGGUUAGGCCGCCCGGUGGGACUUGGGCACUCCCAGGGGGAGCGUGGGGGCAUCUUUGGCUGGGCAGCCCCCUGGCUAGCAGGUGGAGUGGGCAGCUGGGGACGUGAGCGUUAGGUGACACCCCCAGGCAGGUCGCAGCCCCUUUGAGAAGCAGGGCGGGGAGGGGGGCAAGCGAGCGGCGUGGGUGUGCACAGGACACACAAGUGGCACUGCAGAGAGUAACUAGGCCCAGGGCCCAUGGCAGCGACGCUGGGAGAACGCACGGCUCACGGGAUUGAGACUAGAUCUGUCUUGGCCGCUGUCGAGUCCGGCCCUUGCUAGCAGCGCCGACCGGGGAAAUGGCCCGGGGUAAACCCAUCGCGCCAUCCGGCCCCGAGCCUGUUUCCAGCCGGGUUGUGGGCAGCCCAGUGUUAAUGCUCCAGACCCGGUGCCGUGUGGCUGCGAACGCAACAGUGCCAGUGCCCCAGGCGGUUUAAUCCUAGUCCCUACCUUGCACAGCCCGGCUUUCAGCCCUACCAGCUCCCUUCCUCCCAGGCCCCCGCAUGCCCAGGGACAGGCCUGGCGUGUUUGCGUCUCACAGCCCAGCUGGUUCCCCAGCACUAACUGGCUGCCCCUUGCCCCGCACCUGGGUAGAGCGGAUGCGGCCAGAGCACAGAAAGAACUGGGUUUGAAUGCAGGGCUUGCCGGAGCCCGGAGCGUGCACACUUGCUCUGCAUCGCCCUUGGGAUGCACAAGGACUGGAGCAUUCAAACCUCUGCGACAGGAAUGUGUGCACCCUGCAAACCUCCCCUCGCCCACCCCUGCUGGUUUCACCCAGGAACUCGUUUGUGUUUUGUUUUCCGUCACACCGCCAACGUCCCAGUGCUUGUGCCACCCGCCCAGCUGGGGGCACCGGUCACGGCCUUGCGUCUCAAAGCGCUUUCGCAACCGAUGCAGCCGCCGUCGGGGCAGGCCGCAGCAGCUGUAACGGGUGCAGGGUUCAGGUUAAGGGAGCCAAUGGGAACUGGCGAGGGUGCUGCAGGUAGGUGGGGCUAAUCUUACACAAACUGGAAUUUGGCUGGCCCUGGCAGCUUGUCUCUCGCUACAGACAUAGUGCCAUGGAAGAGUUUUGAGUCCGUCGCACGCUGCAUUUCUCAGCGUCAGGAGAGCCGACGCUGGCGUGAGCUCAUUCGUCCCAGGUAACUGGAGCCAGGCAGCGUAUUAAUUCCAUGCACAGAAAGUCCCACUUUCUACCAGGCAAGCAAACGUCUGUCGUCCUAUGCAGUGGUUUAUAUUUUUCCUCUUGAAAAUGGUAAAACUGUGUUUUCAUGCUGCUAGAUUGUGGCUCCCUUUUAGUUUGAAAUUAAAACCACCCCUCCCCCCGCCAAAUCCAAUGCACCCGUCUCUGUGUUUAGAAAAAAGGCCAACUGCAGCCCCGUGCCCGGCGAUGGUCUUCCUGACCCAGGGGUACUGUCUCUGCAGCGAGCGCCCAGCUGUCCUCUACCGCGCUGGGGCUACAAAAUAACGCCACGCCGCGUCUUCCGCUUCAAACUGCAGCCAUUCCAAUGAGAGGCCUUGGGAGGAUUUUAAAAAUAAAAUUAAAACAAAAAAAAAAACCUUACUCCAGUUGAUGCAUCGUUCUCGUACUUUAUGCAAAUAAUUGCUGUAAAGUUUUGUUGUUUUCCUUUUUUGUGUAAAUAGCGUCUUGAAAUGUGUAACAUAUUACAAAGAAUUUAUAAGGAUUUUUUUAAGACGUUUCGCUCGUUUAAAAAAAAAAAACCCCAGAAGAAAACCACCAAGUGCUGUAACAGUGUUGAAUUUUUAAAACCUUCCUGCAUGUGUCAUGUUUUUCCUUGAGGUGUUGUAAAAGGUCAGACAUAUAUAUGGAAUAUGCAAAACUAAAAAAAACCAACCCACCUGGUUUGGCCCUCGCCGCCGUACAGUUCUAUAUAUUGGAAAUAAACUGGCGUAUUCAAGGAA